AUGUCAGAUGAGGUAGCACUAGAAUUAGCGUCUCAGCAGGUCAUCAAAUUUUUGCUCGGCAAGCAGAAGUUUCUAGAAAAAUGGCAACAAGAAGUGCGGAGGAAUUUAGAGCAAGAGGAUGAGGGGAUUGACUUAAGAAAGCCCUCCACGUCAUCUUCUGGGUCUGGAAGUCGCCCAAAUUCAGUUAUCAUAUCGAUACAAGCAGCGAUUUUAGAACUAACUAGUACUAUUGAAUAUGUUAUAGAUAUUUUUGAAUCAAAUGUAGAUCCCAGGAAUUGCUUCCUCUCCAACGAGAAAUCCCAUCAAAAUCGAGAAGCCGGUGAACUAUUCGACUCUGGUUUGAGAGUUGAGCUAUUGAAACAUCUAAAAAUGGAGAAUCGAGAAAACCGAAAUUCCAUUGGGAGUCAGAUAGAAGCGGCGUGUAGACGAAUGGGAUUAGUGCUGAAGACGUUCGGGAGGAAAUUUCAAAACCAACCUUCUCUGGAAAUCUCUAGUCUUCUACCAAAUAUGCACAAGUUUUGCCGAUUAUUCUUCACAAUUUCCGCGGAAACUUCUAGAUUCGCUGAAAGUUUUCGGAGUAAAAACGAUCGGAAGUUAUUGAGAAAUAUUGGAAAAUCUGUGGAAAAAUCAGCGAAUGAGUUCAAUUUACGAGUGCUGGCAGAGAUGGAAAGGAUAGAAAAACAUCUGGAGAAAGAAGAGAAACGACGGAAAGUGGGCGGAGCUAAUCAAAAUGGGCGGAGCCAAACUCCCCUCUCUUUGGUUAGGGAUGACUACGGGAUUCAGACUCGGAGGCAACAUCGACUAGCCACAUCGAUUCAACAAGUGGUUAAUAGGCGACAUAUAGAUUCUGAAGACGUUAUGAAUCGAAACGAGAAAUUCAGAAGACCUCAUCCGCCUGGUAGCAUCGCCACGUCGAUUGUAUCGAAAAGAAGAGGAUUUUUGAUAGAUGACAAUUUGAUGAAAGCUAGACAACGGAUCGCUAGAGUGGCUCCGAAGCCACGCCCCGUGGCGAAUCUCAAUAUCGACAAAAUGUUGCCAACAGAGGAGGAUUCUGAUAGAGUCAUCAUGAAUUCGGCAAGGAAAAUGGCAGAUAUGGUGCUGGAGGAUAUGAAAAAGUCUAUUAAAUUUUGA
Messenger RNA from Caenorhabditis briggsae, 1131 nucleotides. Bases 1 to 1131 code for a protein of 376 amino acids. Lineage: Eukaryota; Metazoa; Nematoda; Chromadorea; Rhabditida; Rhabditidae. The transcript is spliced from 4 exons. The record is from RefSeq and is a predicted model, not a curated record.